CAUUGCAUGCAUAUUAGAUCAUAUUAUAUGGCAAGUUCAUUAAAAGAAAACGUAUAAUUUUUUCGUGAAAAGAAUGUUAAAAAAUAUUAGUGAGAAAUGUCAAACGAAAGAGUCUAUCGACCAACAGUUUAUGGAGAUAAUUCAGUGUUAGUGCCACUUCAACGUCGAAGUUUAUAUCAAUCUCAAGAUAGUAUUGGACGUUAUUCAGAACGAACAAUACACUGGGACGUUGAUAUUGGGAAUGAUAAAACUGUUGGAAGUGGUUGUCAAUCAUGUUUAACACGCAUCCCGUAUGCGACUCUGAUCGCAACAAUUAUGUGCUUACUUGGAGUUGGAAUUUUCUGCGGGACGAUGUAUCGAGCUGCAACUCUUGCUGUCCUAAUGGCUGAUCAAGUAUUUCAUCUCCAUUUAAUAUGGCUGGAAGCUGUUCAAAUGGUAUUUGUUGUAAUUGGAGCAUCAAUGGCCGCUUUAGGAUUUAUGAUCUUAUGUGUUGGAUUUUUAGCAACAGGUGCCACACGCCACAGAAUUUACAGAGCUUGGCGCACCCGUGUAGGUGGGCGAAUUUCAUGCGCUGUGUUCAUGGCAAUCACGUAUUUGCUACAAAUUUUGUGGAUGUUUAUGUUUUGUUUCCUUGUAAUCGUAACAUUUAUAUUUACAAUGUUUUGGUCAAUGUGUACACUCCCAGAAGUACAAAGUUUACGAAAAUGUAUUGAUUUUCAACAAUUUAGUUUUAUGUUUCCGGCAAAUACACGGCCAGAUGACAUGCAAGUAUGUGGAUCACAAGAAGUUAAAUUAUUUUGUAAAGAUUAUGUAGAGAAAGCAGAGGUUAUGUUUAUUUUAGCAACUGUAGCUAGCAUGCUUGUUAUAUUAAGUUUGAUACACUAUUUAAUGUGCCUUUCUGCUAAUUACGCACAUAUUCGGGACCAUGAAAAAUUCCAGGAACUACAAGAAAUGCAAAUAUUAGCUGAACCAGAUUUGGCUGCAAGUAAAGAUCGUUUCUAGGAUACGGCCCAGGAGAUUUUUAGCGAUCAUUAAAGUUGGUAAUUCCAAUAAAAAACGACACUACACAGACAACGAAAAUAUAAAGUACAUUCCAAAACUGUAGUUAUAAUUAAAUUAUUCCAAGAAUCUCAGAUAUUAUCAACCUAUGAUUGAAUCCACCAUUAUGUGUUUACUGUGAAACAGAGAAUUUCGUGUGUUAGACGUGUAGUGUUAACAAAUGAUUCGCUGAAAUCUCCUGGAUUUUAUAUGAUUUAAUAAAAUGGCAUGUAAUCUUUAUUAAAUUAUGUAAAAUCAGUUACCUAGUUCAUAUUUUUUUUUAUAAAAAGUGCUUCGUACCAGUGUUGGACUGAGUAAUUCCACUACUCAAAUUUGAAUCAUUUCGUUCAAAUUUGUCAAAAUUCAUUGAAUGUUUAGGUAUGAUCACAUUAUAGGUGAGACGAUAUAACUUUUGAGAACGAUUUUUUUCGGGCAAGACAGAUCGAGAUGAGGUUUUUUGCAUUCUAUUCAGAAAGUCAAUUAUAUAAUUUGUGACCUAUUUCGAUUCUAUAUAAUCCAUGAAAUUUUUUUUUGCAUUGCUUGAAAAUAAUUAACGAAAUCGGUCAAAUUUUGUUUCUCUGUAGGUCAUGGUGACAUUUAUUUAUGUUAAUAUGGCGUUUAUAUGACUUGGUGAUGAAUGAUGAACUAGCUAUGAUCAAAAAAGCAAUAGUAUAAAAUUAAUCAUAAAAGACCAAAGAAUAAAUCAUUUUGAUAAAUUAUUUUAUAUAAAUCAAUUUCUAAUAUUAUUCAAAGUUACUCAGCCCAACACUAUUUACUAUUUUAUACAUAAAAACAAAAGACGUUAGUUUCAUUCUGUACUCUGUACAUUGAAGAAUUCCUUUUGUUUUGUUAUUCGUUUAAAUUUUUUUUUUGAAAAGUUGCAUUCAAUGCAUAUUUAUAUGUGGAGGACUUAUAAGUUUUUCGAUUUUGAUGUUUAAAUGGAAUCAUUGUGGCAAAAUUUGUU
Chrysoperla carnea is the source of this 2002-nucleotide messenger RNA. RefSeq names its product neuronal membrane glycoprotein M6-b (gene M6). The record is from RefSeq and is a predicted model, not a curated record. Gene Ontology annotation, biological process: neuron projection development. Lineage: Eukaryota; Metazoa; Arthropoda; Insecta; Neuroptera; Chrysopidae. Gene Ontology annotation, cellular component: plasma membrane. The coding region runs from base 97 to 1002 and encodes 301 amino acids. The transcript has 6 exons.